Molecule: messenger RNA, 1533 nt
Organism: Racocetra fulgida
Lineage: Eukaryota; Fungi; Glomeromycota; Glomeromycetes; Diversisporales; Gigasporaceae
Source: the annotation of a GenBank genome assembly
AUGGCUAACGUCCCCCAUGGUGGUGUUCUUAAAGAUGCACAUGCUCGAGAUGCUCACAAGAACGAAUCGUUACGAGUCGAAGCAGAAUCCUUGCCUUCUAUAGUAUUGACAGACCGUCAAUUAUGUGAUUUGGAACUUAUUAUGAAUGGGGGAUUUUCUCCCUUGGAAGGAUUCAUGAACCAAGAUGAUUAUUUAAGGUUGGUUAUUAAAUUUAGGAUAGAAAUGUUAAAUAACGAUUCGCCAUUAGCUAUUUUAACAAUCCAAGAUAUCUUUCAACCAGAUAAAGUUGAAGAAGCAAUGAAUGUUUUUGGCGACAAUGACGAAAUACAUCCUGGUGUGAAUUAUCUUAAAAAUCAAGUCAAAGAAUAUUAUAUCGGCGGCAAUAUUGAGGCAAUUCAGGCACCAAUACAUUAUGACUAUGUCGCACACCGGAAUACGCCUGCUGAACUUCGUGCUCAUUUCAAAAAACUUAAUUGGUCUCGCAUUGUCGCGUUCCAAACGCGAAACCCAAUGCAUCGUGCGCAUCGUGAGUUAACUGUCAGGGCUGCAAGGAUUAGACAAGCGAAUGUUCUUAUUCAUCCUGUAGUUGGCCUGACUAAACCUGGUGAUGUCGAUCAUUACACUAGAGUGCGUGUUUAUCAAGCAAUAAUGCCAAAAUAUCCCAAUGGAAUGGCAACAUUAAGUUUAUUGCCAUUGGCUAUGAGAAUGGGCGGUCCGAGAGAAGCCCUUUGGCAUGCUAUUAUUAGAAAAAAUUUUGGUGCUACACAUUUUAUUAUUGGUAGAGAUCAUGCUGGUCCUGGAAAGAAUUCGAAUGGUAAAGAUUUUUACGAACCUUACGCAGCACAGGAACUUGUAGCAAAAUAUAAGGAUGAGCUAAAAAUUGAGGUUGUUCCAUUCCAAAUGAUGACUUAUAUUCCUGAUUCAGAUGAAUAUAUGGCAAUUGAUGAAGUACCAGAGGCUGGUGCAAAUAUUCCCGAAUGGUUUUCAUAUCCAGAGGUGGUUAAAGUACUUCGAGACACAUUUCCGCCGAAGUCAAAACAAGGAUUCACCCUGUUCUUAACGGGAUAUUAUAAUUCUGGUAAAGAUUCUAUUGGCCGAGCUUUGCAAGUUGUACUUAAUGAACAAGGUGGAAGGUCAGUUAGUUUGUUGUUGGGUGAAAUCGUACGUCAUGAACUUUCAUCCGACCGAGACCAAAAUAUUGCUCGUAUAGGGUUUGUAUCUUCAGAACUCACGAAAGCGGGUGCAGCAGUCAUUGCUGCGCCAAUUGCACCGUAUGCAGAAGCACGUAAUCAUGCAAGAUCAUUAGUUGAAGCUUAUGGUGGUUUCUAUUUAAUUCAUGUUAAUACUCCUUUAGAAUAUUGUAUUAAAACUGAUAGAAAAGGAAUUUAUAAAAAAGCACAAUCUGGUGAGAUUAAAGGGUUUACAGGCGUCGAUGAUCCCUAUGAAAAACCUACAGAUGCAGAUAUUGUCGUUGAUCCAAGUAAACAAAGUGUUAGUGAAAUUUGUCAUCAAAUUGUUCUAUUGCUUGAAAAG